Piliocolobus tephrosceles (Ugandan red Colobus) is the source of this 4695-nucleotide messenger RNA. RefSeq names its product phospholipid-transporting ATPase FetA-like. Gene Ontology annotation, molecular function: ATP binding; magnesium ion binding; ATP hydrolysis activity. Gene Ontology annotation, cellular component: plasma membrane; trans-Golgi network. NCBI's taxonomy places the organism in Eukaryota, Metazoa, Chordata, Mammalia, Primates, Cercopithecidae. Bases 1 to 4695 code for a protein of 1564 amino acids. The record is from RefSeq and is a predicted model, not a curated record. Gene Ontology annotation, biological process: Golgi organization; phospholipid translocation. The transcript is spliced from 32 exons.
AUGGGUCCGGCACCUGAGGACAGGGGUGUGGCCAGGGGCGGGCUCAUGGGAGAUGGGCGUAGUUUGUGGGCGGGGCUCUUCUCUAGGCCGGACCCUGGAGCUCUAGGGCGCCUGCGCAGGAAGGUAUCUUCAGCAAGAAAGUGUGGGGAUCUAGUGAAGUCUUCACUAGCAGCCAACAUCCCAGUCCGAUAUACACAGGGGCAUCCAUCUCAUCGUUUAUCCCAUCUUUUUUCAGAACAUGAAAGAUAUCUGCAAGCCAACAACAAAGAAUUCAACAGUAUUUUUGUAUAUCCGAACAAUACCAUCAAGACCUCAAAAUAUAGUGUCUUUAAUUUCCUACCCCUGAACCUAUUUGAACAGUUCCAGAGACUUGCAAAUGCAUAUUUCCUCAUUUUGCUAUUUUUACAGUUGAUUCCUCAGAUCUCCUCCUUGACAUGGUAUACAACUAUGACACCCCUGAUAGUGGUGCUGUCCAUAACAGCCGUGAAAGAUGCCAUCGACGACCUGAAAAGGCAUCAAAGUGAUGAUCGAGUCAACAACCUGCCUGUUCUGCUACUGGUAAAUGGCAAGAUGAAGGAGGACAAAUGGAUGAAUGUUCAAGUGGGAGAUAUAAUAAAACUAGAAAAUAAUCAACCUGUCACGGCAGAUGUACUAUUACUCUCUAGCAGUGAGCCAUAUAGUCUGACAUACAUAGAGACAGCAGACCUGGAUGGUGAAACCAACCUGAAAGUGAAGCAGGCCAUCUCAGUUACCAGUGACAUGGAAGAUCGCCUGGAGCUUCUGUCUGCCUUUAAUGGAGAAGUGAGAUGUGAGGCUCCCAAUAACAAAUUGGACAGAUUCUCAGGUAUACUGACCUAUAAGGGGAAAAACUACUUCCUGGACCAUGACAAGCUGCUACUCCGAGGCUGCAUCAUCAGGAAUACAGACUGGUGCUAUGGCUUGGUGAUCUAUACUGGGCCAGACACCAAAUUAAUGCAGAACAGUGGAAAGUCCACUUUUAAACGAACACAGAUAGAUCAUCUCAUGAAUGUCCUUGUACUCUGGAUUUUCCUGGGUUUAGGCAUCAUAUGUUUUGUCCUAGCAGUUGGGCAUGGCAUUUGGCAGAACAAGAAAGGCUACUACUUCCAGAUUUUUCUGCCGUGGGAAAAAUAUGUCUCUUCAUCAGCUGUCUCUGCCAUCCUCAUAUUCUGGUCCUAUUUCAUUAUUCUCAAUACCAUGGUGCCCAUUUCCCUCUAUGUCAGUGUUGAAAUAAUAAGAUUGGGUAACAGUUUAUAUAUCAACUGGGAUCGGAAGAUGUUUUAUGCACCAAGGAACACGCCAGCACAGGCUCGUACUACCACCCUUAAUGAGGAGCUCGGCCAAGUCAAAUAUGUGUUCUCUGACAAAACAGGGACUCUGACUCAGAAUAUUAUGAUUUUCAACAAAUGUUCUAUUAAUGGGAAGCUCUAUGGUGAUACUUACGACAAGGAUGGACAGAGGGUGACAGUCUCUGAGAAAGAAAAGGUUGACUUCUCCUACAACAAACUGGCUGAUCCUAAGUUUUCAUUUUAUGACAAGACUUUGGUGGAAGCAGUGAAAAAGGGAGAUCACUGGGUGCACUUGUUUUUCCGCUCACUCUCAUUGUGUCAUACCGUGAUGUCAGAAGAAAAAGUAGAAGGCAUGCUGGUGUACCAGGCUCAGUCACCAGAUGAAGGUGCCCUGGUCACUGCUGCCAGGAACUUUGGCUUCGUGUUCCGUUCCCGCACGUCUGAGACAGUCAUAGUGGUCGAAAUGGGGAAAACCAGAGUCUACCAACUGCUGACUAUUUUGGACUUCAACAAUGUGCGCAAGAGGAUGUCUGUUAUUGUGCAGACGCCUGAAGAUCGGAUAAUGUUGUUUUGCAAGGGUGCAGACACCAUCAUCUGUGAACUGCUUCAUCCAUCCUGUAGUUCCCUCUGUGAUGUGACCAUGGAACAUUUAGAUGAUUGUGCCAGUGAAGGCCUUCGCACCCUAAUGGUGGCCUACCGAGAGUUGGAUGAAGCAUUCUUUCAGGACUGGAGCAAGAGGCAUACUGAAGCCUGCUUGUCUUUGGAGAAUCGGGAAAGCAGAUUAUCAAGUGUCUAUGAAGAAGUCGAAAAAGACUUGAUGCUGUUAGGGGUCACAGCCAUAGAAGACAAGCUACAAGAUGGAGUACCUGAGACAAUCAUCAUCCUGAACAAAGCCAAAAUUAGACUGUGGGUUUUAACUGGAGAUAAGCAAGAGACUGCUGUGAACAUUGCCUAUUCCUGUAAUCUAUUUGAGGAUGAAAUGGAUGAGGUGUUCGUCGUGGAAGGCAGGGAUGAUGAGACUAUUCGGAAAGAACUCAGGACAGCAAGGAACAAGAUGAAACCCGAGUCUCUCCUGGAUUCAGACCCCGUAAACAUUUACCUCACCACGAAGCCCAAACUGCCUUUUGAAAUACCCGAGGAGGUGGCCAAUGGCAACUAUGGCUUGAUCAUCGAUGGCUACAGUCUGGCCUAUGCUCUAGAAGGGAACCUGGAGUUGGAACUGCUGCGAACAGCGUGCAUGUGCAAGGGGGUGAUCUGCUGCCGGAUGACACCCCUUCAGAAGGCCCAGGUGGUAGAGCUGAUGAAGAGGUACAAGAAGGUGGUGACACUGGCCAUCGGGGAUGGGGCCAAUGACGUCAGCAUGAUCAAAGCUGCCCACAUUGGGGUUGGCAUCAGUGGCCAGGAGGGACUGCAGGCCAUGCUCAACAGUGACUUCGCCUUCUCCCAGUUCCAGUAUCUUCAGCGUCUACUCUUGGUCCAUGGCCGCUGGUCUUAUAAUCGCAUGUGCAAGUUUCUCAGCUACUUCUUUUAUAAGAACUUCACCUUCACCCUGGUGCACUUCUGGUAUGCCUUCUUUAAUGGAUUCUCCGCACAGACAGUUUAUGAGACCUGGUUUAUCACGUGCUACAAUCUGGUCUACACUUCCCUCCCUGUCCUGGGCAUGAGUCUGUUUGAUCAGGAUGUGAAUGAGACAUGGAGCCUCCUUUUCCCAGAGCUGUAUGAGCCAGGCCAGCACAACCUCUAUUUCAACAAAAAGGAAUUUGUGAAGUGUUUAAUGCAUGGGAUCUACAGUUCCUUCGUGUUGUUCUUUGUCCCCAUGGGGACUCUUUACAAUGCAGAACGAAAUGAUGGGAAGGACAUCUCCAACUACCAGUCCUUCUCCCUGGUGGUGCAGACCUCCUUGAUCUGGGUGGUCACAAUACAGAUCGCCCUGAGGACAACCUACUGGACAAUGAUAAGCCAUGUCGUCAUCUGGGGUAGCCUGGGUUUCUACUUUUGCAUGUUGUUCCUUCUGUACAGCGAUGGCUUGUGCCUAGCAUUCCCUGACGUCUUCCAAUUCCUAGGUGUGGUCAGGAAUGCUCUGAACCAGCCGCAAAUGCUUCUGAGCAUUAUCCUCAGCGUGGUCCUCUGUAUGUUGCCUGUGAUUGGGUACCAAUUUCUUAAACCACUAUUCUGGCCUAUCAGCGUAGACAAGGUUUUUGACAGAAUUCAAGAGUGCAGGAGACUUCCACGGCAGUCCCCAGUCCAGACCAAACUGAAACACUCAAGCACUCGACGUUCUGCCUAUGCAUUCUCCCAUAAACAUGGCUUUGGGGCCCUCAUCACUUCUGGCAAGACAGUGAAGUCCAGGAUGUCCAAGAAAAACACCGAAGAAUUAGAGUCCCUGGGAAGCCAGCAUAAACCUGCUCCUUCAUUCUCACUAGGGACUAAGCCUCCUAAUUGUCCAGAAGGCUAUGCCCAGGAUCCUUGGGAAUUAUUUGAUUAUAUUAGUGGUGAGAGGCUUCGAUUUCCUUUGACCAGGUUCCUAUUUUACAAUUUCCACACUAGGUUCUACUGGGAAGCCAACGUUGAGAACCGCCGCCCCAGGCGAAGCUGGGCGCCCACACCCACCGGCCAUGGAGGCCCGCGGACCCGCGCCCUAGGUUUCCCUGGGUUCCGGUACCCGGGAGGCGCGCGUCGCCAGGCACCACCCCGCGGGGGCGGGCGCGGGCUGCAGAAGGCGGGGCCACGGCGGAAGCCUCGCCGCUCCCCUAGCGGGAAAGCUCUGCGCAUCGGACCAUCGCGCCAGGCCGACGGGGGCCGGCGUUUCCAAACCGCCCGGAGGGAGGGGCCGCCGGCGCCUCUACCCUGCAACGCGACCCCUGGAGGGCGCGACACGCCGCCGCCGCCGGCGCGGAAGGACGAGGCUGAGGCGAGAAACGAGACAGACCUCGUCCCCAGCCCUUCUGACCCACGGCCUUCUCCUGACCUUUCAGCCCUGCGUCCACGGGACCUUCAAACACCCACCACCCACCCUCCCUUUAGGCGCUACCCCAGAUGCAUCCCCAACCGUCUCCUCAAAUUGCCCCCUUGGGGACACCCUCCCCCACAGAACAACUCGCGGCCAGUAGUCACCUUGGUACCCCAAGACCCUGUGACGGCUUUAGGGAAGCGCGGCCGCCCGGCACCCAGGCCCGCCACUGCAUCGGGGUCCUCCCUACUGCCAGUUCCCGGCCGGGUCCUCUGCUCCCUCCACCCUUUUAGUCCCUGCCUCCCGUUAUUAUCUGCCCGGCGUCGGCGUCGCUUCAGUCUCCGUCCCUCUGCCAUCCAGUUUUACCUGGAGAAAACCUUUGGCUUGGCAGUACCCAUCCCCUACUACUGCACUCACUUGCCGCGAAGGGCACGGUGA